Rhodotorula graminis WP1 is the source of this 2247-nucleotide messenger RNA. RefSeq lists its product as uncharacterized. The record is from RefSeq and is a predicted model, not a curated record. Gene Ontology annotation, molecular function: DNA-binding transcription factor activity, RNA polymerase II-specific; zinc ion binding; DNA binding. Lineage: Eukaryota; Fungi; Basidiomycota; Microbotryomycetes; Sporidiobolales; Sporidiobolaceae. The transcript has 7 exons. Gene Ontology annotation, biological process: DNA-templated transcription; regulation of DNA-templated transcription. The coding region runs from base 1 to 2247 and encodes 748 amino acids.
AUGGCCAAGCGCAGGCGGGACGACGACGACUACGCGCCAAAGGCGAGCGCUCGUUCGAACCGGGCGGGUUCCCCUCGCGGCCGCGCAAAGGGCUCCUCGCCUCGUCCAGCGGUCCCGGGACGAGGGACAGUCGCGUGUCUGCAGUGCCGCACGCGCAAGAGCGUGUGCAGCCUGACCGGGCCGGCGUGCGACGGGUGCCAGCUGAGGGGAGAGACGGACAACUGCUCGUUCCAGGCGCUAUUGUGGAUCGACAACCCCGAGGACCUGCCGUCACGCCAGCUCAAGCGCAAGCUCGACCGCCUCGAAGAGCUCAUGUCGCUCGUCUCGGCCGACUCAGCUCCGUCCCUCGCCUCGACCUCGCCUGCGCCGCCAGAACGCCCGCGCGCUUCCUCUGCACCCGUCACCGGCCCACCGGCGCUCCUGGUACCCGUCACGGCCGAUGGCGUCGCUCGUGACCGAGCGGCCGACACGCUCACGCGGCACAUCCUCGGCGGGAGCGACGUUCCUGAACUCGGCGCGCUCAACCUCGACGCAACGUCCUUGUCCGCCCACCUGCGCCAAAUCGACGCCGAGGAAGCGCCGCCGCUCCCGUACUACAACCUACCGACACCGGCCUCGUUGCACGCCUCGAUCUCGGCUGAGGAGUACGAGCGCACCGUCACGGCCGUCGCGCCGACGCUCGCACAAGCGCAGCUGUCGCUCUCGGCCUUCUUCGCGACCGCCAACGGGCUCUUCCGCCUCGUUCACCCGCCAACUUUCCUCGCCCAGUGCGACGCGUUCUGGCGCACGCACGCCGCACCCGAGCCGGCAUGGCUCGCGACCUACCUCGUCGCGUGCGGCCUCGGGCUCAUGCUCUCGCCCGACCCGAGCGCCGGCAAGGAGAACGUCGUCGUCCCGGCGGGCGCCGCCAAGGAGCUACUCGCGAGGACGUGGGUCGACGCUGGCCGUCGCGUUCUUGCGGCCGUGGACGCGCUCGUCUCGCCGACGGUCGAGAGCGUCAGGGCCUUCUCGCUCCUCCUCCAGUGGUGGAUGGUCGAGGGCGGGCGGUACCUCGAGGCGACCCUGUCGCUCACGGCCAGCGUCGUGGCGGGCCUGUUUGACCUGCAGCUCAACCGCGACCCGCGCGAGGUCGCGCCGCACCUGUCGCCUGUCGAGGCCAACCUGCGCCGGCGCCUCUUCUGGACCCUGUACUCGUACGAGUGCGUCGCGCGCCCGAUGCUCGGCAAGGCGUGGCAGCCGUUCGACGAGGACGAGAUCUCGGUCGAGUUUCCCAUCGACUCGAUCGGCGGCGAGCCCGACGCGUCCGAGCCCAUCUCGACGGCGCACGCCCUGGCCGGCAUGCUCAACCGCCGCGUCAGCAAGGCGCUCACGACGCGCAAGGGCACCUCGCCCGACGAGGUGUCGCUCAUCCUCGACGACCUCGACGAGUUCCUCAACGAGCACGGCGACAACGUGUUCGUCGCCGCGCUCGCCCGGUACUCGUUCCACCGCCUGCACCGCUUCGCGGCGAGGGCCGGCUACACGAGCGAGGCGCAGGAUCGUCUCGCUGUACAGCAUCUCGGCAACCUGUUCGCGUCGGUUGACUCGGCGGGCAUGGAGGACGCAGCCGCCGCGCCCUACAUUCUCCUGCGCAUCCUCGCGGCUGCUGUAUGCGCGGCGGUCGACCUGAGCGGGCUGCCCGUCGCGUACACCGACACCUCGCCAACCCGUCGACAGCUCGACGAGCUUCUUCACUUCGUGCGCACGCGCCCGCUCGUGCCCAAGGUCACGCGCAUGGUGCGCCGAGCCGUCGCCAUCGUCGAGCACCUCGUUCCUCGCUCGCGCCCGUGCGAGAGCGUGCCGUUCGGCCCCGCGUUCACCGCCGAGUCGAUGUCCGAGUUCAGCCUCGCGUCGUCGUCCGAGCUGCCGACGCCGUCGACGGCGAGACCUGCGCCAGAAGGCUUUGCAUGCGCGGUACCCGACCCGAGAGCCUUCCACCACGGGCACCACUUCUACGCCGAGCACGUCGCCCCGCCAUCGCCGCCAGUCGAGGCGACGAACCAGCAUGCGGCGCUCAUGGGCCCUCCCUCGAGCACAGCCCCUCAGCCGUUCCGCACCUCUCGCCCCUCCCUCUCCCUCUUUACGACUGUCGCCCCGCCGGCCGCGUCGACAAAGGCCCUCACGCCCCUCACCCUGUCGCCCUGGAUCGACGCCGCCGUCACGCCGUCUCGGUACGCCGGCGACUUUCUGUGGAACCCGCAGUUCUAG